CUCAGAAGCCCAUCCCCUAGCGUCCGUGCUGGGAAUGUACCGUGUAUGCGCAUGGGCGGAGAAACUGCCGCUGUGCGCUGUUAUUAUUGUAAGAGUAAUUUCUUUUUUUUCUUUUUCUUUUCUUUUUUUCUUUUUCUUUUAAAAAAUGGCGUCCAGUCAGGGAGGCGUGGGAGCUGUCACCGCUCUACAAAGCCAUCACUAUCCCACCGGACCUCACUGGAGCCCGGGCAUCACACCGUUCCAGCAGCAGCACCACACGGCCCGAAGCCUGGACCGGGCUCUGGAGGAUGCCGUGUGCUCGGGGAUACUGAACCUGAGCGGCAGGAAGCUGAGGGAGUACCCGGGGAUGAGCUACGAUCUCACCGAUACAACACAAGCAGAUCUGUCUAAGAAUCGUCUCACAGAAAUCCCCCCAGAAGUGUGUUUGUUUGCCCCCCUGGAGUCACUCAACCUCUACCACAACUGCAUUAAGUGCAUCCCAGAAGCUGUUAUCAAUCUGCAGAUGCUGACUUAUCUGGACAUCAGCCGAAAUCUUCUGACAGUGUUGCCGAAAUACCUUUUCAACCUUCCCCUGAAGGUUUUGCUUGUGAGCAACAACAAGCUUGUGUCCAUCCCUGAAGAGAUUGGCAAGGCCAAAGACUUAAUGGAACUGGACGUGAGCUCAAACGAGAUCCAGGCGCUGCCUGCUCAAGUUGGAAAGCUUCAAGCCUUGAGAGAACUCAACAUCAGGAAGAAUAGUCUUCACAUGCUGCCUGAUGAGUUGGCUGACCUGCCUCUCAUCCGACUUGACUUCUCCUGCAAUAAGAUCACAGAGAUUCCUCCAGCCUACAGGAAGCUGAGGCAACUGCAGCACAUCAUCCUAGACAACAACCCUAUGCAGUCUCCACCGGCACAGAUUUGUCUUAAAGGCAAAGUGCACAUAUUUAAGUACCUGAACAUGCAGGCUUGUAGGAUGGAUAAGAAACCAGACACCCUGGACCUCCCCUCUCUUGGCAAGCGUUGCCUACCGCAACCACUAACAGAUAGCAUGGAAGAUUUUUACCCAAGUAAGAACCACGGUCCUGACUCUGGAAUUGGUAGUGACAAUGGUGACAAGAGGCUGUCUACAACAGAGCCUUCAGACGAUGACACCGUCAGCCUGCACUCUCAAGUUUCAGAGACAGCCCGUGCCGACGCCCUGUCACUCCUCUCCAAAAUGGACUCUUGCAAAGAUCAGGAUCUCUAUGACUUUAUAGAGCCCAACCCGGACGAGGAUCCUGCUCUGUCAGAGUGCAAUGGGCAGCAAAGCAGUCAUGUGUCUUGUAUAAAGGAACUGGAGAAAGUUCUUAACAUGUCUCACCAAAGCAAAGAUAAAGACAGCUGGAAAGAGGAGUCAGGUUCUGAUAAGGAGCAGCUAGCUGAGGAAGAGGACGAUGAGCUGAAGGAAGUGCUUGACCUGAGGAAGAUUGCCGUCCAGCUUCUGCAGCAGGAGCAGCAGAACAGACGACGGUCCUUAAUUUGCAGAGCCGAAAGUCUAAUUCACAGGAGGAGAGUGACCGGCCGGGCACACAGAUUCCUCAGUCACUCUGGAAGCUCCGGCAGCAAACCGAGACUCACACCUCAGACCGCUCGCAGUGCCUCUUUAGAUGAAGGAAGCAGUGGAGCGUCAGUGCUGAGUGGACAGCCCUCUUCCUCCUGCUCCUUUGAUGGCUGUCUGAAGACAGAUCAGUGUGAUUCAGAGCCAAAGUGGCCUGAGAUCCCACCUGUCCUCAAUCAGAAUGAAGACCGCAGGCGGAACAAGUAUCUACGAAAAGAUUAUCUGAAGUACAAAUGUCAGAGUGCUCGCAAAAACUCGAGUGGCAACGCUGACUCUGAGGAGGGUUUGCGCAACACUGAUUUCAGCACUACCCUGACAGUGUUUGGACUUAAGCCAAGAUCAGCCUUCACCAGAGGCAGCCAUCAGGAGAUCAGCUCUACAGACCCGAGCUUCACGAUGAGAAGGAAGAUGGAGCACUUGAGAGAGGAAAUGGAGCAGAUAGGACUGUUACGACAGAACAUUGAGUCCAGGCUCAAGGUGUUGCUUCCGGAUGAUGUUGGAGCAGCUCUAAUGGACGGAGUUGUCCUUUGCCAUUUAGCUAAUCAUAUCUGUCCUCGGUCUGUUGCCAGCAUCCAUGUACCAUCUCCUGCAGUGCCAAAGCUUAGCAUGGCCAAAUGCCGGAGAAACGUGGAAAACUUCUUGGAUGCCUGUAAGAAGCUGGGUGUCCCACAGGACAAGCUGUGUCUGCCACAUCACAUCCUAGAAGAACGUGGCCUAGUGAAAGUGGGUGUGACUGUGCAGGCUCUGCUGGAUCUCCCCACUUCUAAGCCCACGCAGCUCUCGACUGUUUGACACGAGCCUCAGUUUUGCAUCAGACCUGCACUCGUGCAGGAUCACCUCUCUACCAAGCCCAAACCUUCUUCCUCAUUGCCAGGGACCAGAGAUCCCAGUGGGGCGAGGACACAGUGGCCCCAUGGGUCUUUUGGAGUUGACUUUUGCCUGACUGAAACAGGAGACAAGAUGUCUAAAUGCUUCUGUCUCUUCAUAUGAUGUCAGCUACCACUUACCUCUCUUCCAUCACAUUUUCACUCUUAUGCUGUUCCUAUUACUGGGGUCAUCCUGGAUGCGUGUUUUCUAAGGUGCUGAGCUAAAACUUGCAGAAGAGGCACACACGACGGUGAAUCUAAGACAUUAAAGGUUUGUGUGUCCUUCUUUCUAGUCACUGAGUCUGCGAGUGUCAGCACUGACCAAGUGGAAGUGAGGAAAUGACAGACACAUAACUCACUCUUUCACUGGAAAGGACUAGGCUGCCUGUACUGAGGGACCUUAUUGGGUACUUACACUUGAGUUGCUCUUCUUACUUGUUAAAUUUAUUUUCUCAGUGAAUUUUUUCUUGAUUUUUGUUUUCAUGGUUUUACACAGUCUUCAUCAGGCAUGCAAGGAUGAUAUCCUGUUUUGAGCAGCUAAGCCUGAUUCAUCAAUUGUUUUGUUUUUGUAAUGCAUUUAGACAGUGCUUUUUGAAAGCCGGUGUAAUCUAGGAAUGAAUUUAAUGUUGUUAUCAUGCAGACAGAGGACUUUCCGCCUGUUUUUCUGGUGCAGUUUCAACACCUUUCGACCAUAAAUCACAUCUGCAUGCACCAGGGGACUUGACAUUUGACCACUGUGAUAAUACGAACUUGGCUUUUGCCAAAAGCAUGAUAUCUUGUUUUGUACUGUAGCAUUUUUUCACCGUGUUUUUUUUUUUUUUAAACUCUAGGCCAUUCUCGAUUUUACCUUUUCUGAAGCUUUUGAUACUUUGCUUCCAGCUGUUUCCAGUUAAUGCUUGCCAGUUAUGUGAAAUUAGCAGCACAGAUCUGCUGUAUUGUUUAUAUUCUAUGUGAAUAUUGUUUGUGAACGGCUGACUGAUGGGUGCCUGGAUCCGAAAAUGGUUCAGGGUGCCCUUACAAACUUCCCACGCACGGUAUGGUCUUAUUUUCCCACUAAGCCAUCCUGUUUAGUGUGGUUUCUAAUACACUUUAUUUCAGGGAAAUUCUAUUAUUUAUCUAUUUAUUUACUUGUUUUAACUGUGUACAUUUUUGAUUUGUGUGUCUCUGUCCUCACUAUCUGCCCACAUGCAACUGAAGAUGUUAAUCUCAUGUUUUCCAGCAAAUGGAAAAUGACUAAAAGCUUUUAACUUUGGCACUAAUCUGUUCCAUAUGGUGGAUCUGAGAGUUCAGUUCACUGCCACAUGAGAAAACACACGACAAAAACAGACAAAACACAAACCAGAAAUUGAAACCAUAAACUAAUCAAGAGAUCUGAAGAAUAAUUUUCUUUAUUUUUAUAUAAACACAUUUUUUAACUUUAUUUCUCAGACCAUGAUUUGCAGCCAUGGCUAAAAAGAAGUUCAUCAUCUAUCAUUUCUAUGGUUAGCAGGAUCAUACCAGGAUGUAAUUUUAAAAGUAUAGUUCUU
Molecule: messenger RNA, 3968 nt
Organism: Pundamilia nyererei
Lineage: Eukaryota; Metazoa; Chordata; Actinopteri; Cichliformes; Cichlidae
Gene: lrch2
Product: leucine-rich repeats and calponin homology (CH) domain containing 2
Exons: 21
Coding region: 146-2368 (740 amino acids)
Cellular component (GO): cytoplasm
Molecular function (GO): protein binding
Source: RefSeq, a predicted model, not a curated record